GCAAGAGUGUUUACUUUAUGAACAUCCAGGAGUGAUUUGUUUUAGAGUUGGAGAUUAAGUGGUUUAGGAAAACAAUUUCUGUGUACAAACACACUGCAACACAUCCGCCAUUUCACCUUUAUUCAUAUUUUUCACAGUACUACAAAAUAAAGGUCCUUGUUGGUUCGAAAAUAAUAUUGAUACUCAAAACGGCUCCUCAAAAUAUAUUGGGUUUAUUGGUCUUUUAGCCAACUAAUUAUAAAAUCCUAGAUUAUUCAGAGUCAAUUUUAACUGAUUAUUUUCACAACCCGUUCUCACUCCCAACUCCUCAAAUACUGGCUCGACCUGUCAAACUAUGACACUCCACGUACCCCUCUCUAGUGUCAGUUCUGCACAUGCAGAGCUGCCUCUUGUGGCCGCAGUAAUUGUGACGGGAGUGGAGCCAACGAAGAAGUGAGGUGACCUAGCAAGUCCAGAUAGAGCGGAAGGCGGGGUGGAUGGAUGAGUCAAACUAACACAGGACUUUAACCCAGGAGACUGCUGUUCAUGACCCACGUGUUAAUAAACGUGUUGACUUCUUUUAACUUGCAUGAAAUAAUUUACUUAAGUUACGUAACUUAAGCAACAGACAUACUUAUUCAAACUCAAUCCCUGAGCUUUUCUUAAACUUAUCCAAAUAGUUUUGUUUGAAAACACACCCAUAACCGCAUGCCGAAGCCUAUUGGACUACUCUACACAGUUUAUACUCUCUCGGUUGUGUGCAAUGAUGCUUCCUCUAUCUGUGAAUUUAGAAUAAACUGCAUUAUUUCGAAUGAAAGAAACAAGCUAAUUCAUAUGAUUGUCUCCCUGAUGUUGGAGAUGUUUGCUUGUUUUCUUCAGGGAUUUAUUGUGUGAAAACAGCCUGUAAACAAAAUGUUUUUUGUCAGACUGAAUUCUGGAAUAUCGGAACGUACUGUAUUUAGAUUCACGGCGAGAAAACUGUUCCUGCUUGUAGACGCAACAAUCUCAAGGAUGUUUCAAGUCUUUGAAAGUUGAUUUCGAACUUGUAGAUUCUUGGAGAAUCCGUCUGCAGUAAUGUAGAGUUGAUAAGCUAACACAACUUUUAUGGUUCUUGAAGUAAUGGAGAUAUUAUUUUAAGUGCUUUAGCAUGAAAACACCGUCUCUUCACUAUAACCUGUCAGUUGUCAUAGUUGUUGUUUUUAUUCCCAACACUGACACUUAGAUGAAGCCGUCGGUCAUUUACUGCUGUGAAUAUUAGCAAAGCCAGGCAAAUUACUGGAGAACGAAAUAAUCUAACAAUCUUUUUUUUUUUUUUGUCCUGCGAAAUUAUAACUGUUGUUGUUAGAAACUGCAAAAGGGACAUGGCUCAUAAUGAUUAGAUGUUAACUGUGAAUGAAGUUAAAUACCGCAAAAUCAUUAGUCUGAGAUGUUUACAGCGGACAGGAAAGGGGCGAUUGAGUUGGCUGAGGCUCAGACAUCAGACUUCACAACCCGCGCACUUAUUUGAAAAAGGGCAGAGAUACAAAUAGAUCUCGAUGCUUUCUACAAAACCAAAUCUUACUAUACCUUCAUAAAAGAUUAUACCCAUUGUUGUCUGGUCUUGUGGUAAGAAUUAACCAAAGAUGGGGGAUACUUAUCAAAAAUGUUUGCUUUCCUAAACAUCUCGUCAUCAUAUUUCUUUACUCUCAAAGAUUAGAAUCUGUAUCAACAUCAUAAUAUCCAGUGUUGCUUUGGCUCAAUUGUUUUUUCAUUUUGUUUCUAACGAGCAGCAGCGUCUUAAAACUGUCAGAGAUGUAAUGAUUGGAUGUGAGCAGUACUCGUGAUGAUGAACAUUAACAAUAUUCAGGGGAAUGUUGUGGCUAAAUGAACCGAUGUAACGUGAACAUUUUAGAAGUCUAUAAUAACAAAUGUUGUGUAAGUUUUAUUUUGAAUCUUUUAUUCGAUGGUUUGUUCCAUUUGGAGCCCACGUGUCCUAACUGAACUGUUCCAGAUCUAAACUCACUACUAUAAAUUACAAGUACUCGUGUACUCUGAAGGAUUCACUGACUGUACACAAGUUCUUUGUUUUGUUUUUUGUCCUUUUUCCAAACUGGUCACCUUUUGAGCCUUUUCUUUGUUUUAUAUUUAUUUGUGUUUACUGAAGUUCUUGAUUUGAAUUUAUUUGUUUGAGAUAGAUUUUUCUAAUGGUAAGUAUGGGAAGGAUGUGUAGUGGACAAACAGUUUGAUUUAGACAUUUUAUUGCAUUUCAAAAGUCCUUUUGGGCAAAUUCAGACUUGAUUGUAAGUCACAAUUACGGUUUCCUGACAAAAUAAACAUCAGAGUUACUAUUUUGGAGGUGGGGUGCUUUUUUUUUUUUUCUCACUUCCUGUUAUGAAAUGCUAAAAAUGUUGGAACGGUAUUCUUUUCAAACUAGGAACGAUGCAGUUAUUCGUUAUGAAUGUUAACUAAUCCACCAUGAGGGGCCUUCAAUAGAUUUUACUUUACAAGAUUGUAUUGUAGCGUCUGAGUUUGUUUUUUACCAUGGCACAUUUUAAUAUAGAUUAGCAUACUAAUGGCAUUACAUGAGUUGGUAUUUGUAGUUAAAAAAUUGUUUCUGGUGUUGGUGAGUAGAAGAAGGAACAUACACACCUAUUCCUGAGGUAGAUGCAGGUUUUGUCUUCAAAACAUCAUAAGGAACAUUUAUUUCUACAGUAUUUUAUAAGAAAACUUAACUCUGAAUCAUAUGGGACCUUUUUAAAGGGGACUUUCAGCUUCAUUUUCAGCUCCAUACUUCUAUAUAUUCUGUUUCAACUACAACAUGUUUAUUAAUGUUUAAUAUUCAAAACAAAAUGUAUAGUCUGAAACGCUCCGUUUUAGUGUCUGUCUCUUUAAGCCCAAUGUGCUCUGAUUCGCCUGCAAAAACAAUAUUGUACACCUUUGCAAAGGUAGUUCUGAAACCGUGGAUGGAAGUAACCUACUUGUGUAGAUGGGGGGGUGUGGUAUUAUUGAUUAUAUUAUUGGUAUUAUAGUUUUAAAACGCUAUAAAUCAUCACUGAGGCAAAUAUCUCCAGCUAAACCAAAAAGCUCUUGUUUUCCACGUGCAUGUUCAGAUUUCUAUUUUUUUAUUUUCAGAAAAAAUUUAAAAAAAUUCUCCACGCCCCCAAAACCCGGCUACACCUGACACCUGUCCACACCCAAAAUAACGAGUAAACUCCUCCUGUUGGCUCUGAGCAUCUAAUAAUUCUACAUCGAGCAGCUAGGCACCGCGCUCAGAGCUGCCCACGAGGUUUCACCUCAAACUGGCAGCUGCGACCGGCACUUUGAAUGUUGGCGUAUUGAUACAGUGAAAGGGAAGGUGCGAGGUGUUUCCGCUCCUAAUCCACUUAGCAGCAUUAUGCUGAGCUUCGUUCCAGACCUGACAUGCUAUGCGCACUUGUAGCUCCCCAAAACCCGGAGUCAGCAGCUCUGCGUCCGUUACGCACAGCUGGAGGGACUGUCCGCAAGUCCGAGGGGGGCGAGGGGCCGAGCAGCCGGCGCUACAGUCUUUCCACAUGUUGAAGCUGCCCGCUGUAAAAGAUGAGACACACUCUGCGUACGUGUGUGCGUCUCCUCCCUGUCGGCGGCGUCUUCUCGCCACAUAACGGAGCUGGAGCCAUCAAGGAAUAGCAAUGCAUCUGACAUAACUUCCUGUUUGGAGUCGAGACAACGAGGGCAAUGAAGGUGCACUCGCCUCCGAGGAGGAGACUCAAGCGCAGUCGCGUCCUCUUCUUCAUCUCAGGUGUGCUGCUGUGUUUCGUCUACACGCUGACUCUGAAGGCCCGGCUGUCAGGCCCGCGAGCCUCCGCCCAGACGGAUGACGCUCUCGGUGAUGAUGUUGUGGAGGUCAGCAUUCGGGAGGUGAUUGCAUCCAAUGAGACGGAUGUGGGGGUUGUCUCACCUGAGAGCACCAAACAUCCUUUGGUGAUACUCGUCAACAGGACAGAUGUAGAACAUUGUCUCUACGUAGAUCCUCAACCUCCUCCAACUCCACCGCCACCAACCACUACAGACACCCCUCACAAGAAGGGCGAUUACCCCGUGGACAUCUUCUCAGUGGAGGAGCGACAGCAGGGCUGGGUGGCCCUGCACAUCCUAGGGAUGAUCUACAUGUUUGUCGCCCUGGCCAUCGUCUGUGACGAGUUCUUUGUUCCCGGGUUGGAGGUCAUCACCAUCAGGCUGGAUAUCUCUGACGACGUGGCCGGGGCCACCUUCAUGGCGGCCGGAGGCUCUGCCCCGGAGCUCUUCACCUCCCUGAUCGGUGUCUUCAUCUCCCACAGCAACGUGGGCAUCGGCACCAUCGUGGGCUCGGCCGUCUUCAACAUCCUGUUUGUGAUCGGCAUGUGCGCCAUCUUCUCCCGGGAGAUGCUUCAUCUGACCUGGUGGCCGCUCUUCAGAGACGUUACCUUCUACAUCCUUGACCUCAUCAUGCUCAUCGUCUUCUUCCUGGACAACACGAUCCUGUGGUGGGAGAGCUUGACGCUGUUGAUGGGCUACAUCAGCUACGUGAGCUUCAUGAAGUUCAACAGGCAGAUCGAGAAUGUGGUCAAGACCCUGAUCAACAGGCACAUGAGUAUCGUCAAGGUGUGGACCGCAGAGGAGCUGGAGAAGGAGAGUGAAUCUCCACCAGAACCACAUCCUCCUGCUGCUGCUCCCUCUGCUGCUGCUGCACCUCCUCCUGCUGUUCAUAAAUCCAAAAAUGAACUUGAACCACCUCCGAGCUCCCCUCAAUGCAACACACCGCCACAGGAUGAUGACAAAGAAAAACUCAAGACGCGUCCCACCCUGCAGCGAGGCGGCAGCUUUGCCUCCCUCCACAACACCUCACUGAGGAGCAGCAUCUUCCAGCUGAUGAUCCACACGCUGGACCCUCUGGGAGAAGAGGCCGCCCUUAGAGGCAACGUGAAAAUCCCCGGCCAGAGGAAAGCCAGAAGAGAGACGUCCUUUAAUGGGGAUGUCAGCGGGGAGGGGUCAGUACAGAGGAAAGUCCAGAACAAAGUUAAGGCUCUGAACGUCCCGGUCUCAGGCAAAUUACAGAGCAAGUCACAUCACCGCCCCUCUGAAGAUGAUGAGCCACAGCCGACUGAGCCAGCCGGUGGUGCUGCCGGUGCACCGGGGAGCGCUGCAGCCGAGCCGUCCACCUCACAGCCUCAAAAGACAGAAGAGAAGAGCGUGAAGGCGGCCGACCAGCCAAAGGCGGCAGCGGGUGGAUCAGCGGGCUCGGAGGGCAGCGGUGGGGAUGAGAGCGGCGGCGAGUCCGGUGAGAGUGGGGGUGAUGACGAUGGUGGAAACGAGGAGGAAGACGAGAGUGAACCGUUGUCUUUAGAGUGGCCUGAAACCAGACGCAAGCAGGCCACCUACCUGUUCCUGCUGCCCAUCGUGUUCCCGCUGUGGCUCACGCUGCCUGACGUCCGCAGACCGGAGUCCAGACAGUAUUUUGCCCUGUCGUUUAUCGGCUCCAUCACGUGGAUCGGAAUUUUCUCCUACAUGAUGGUGUGGUGGGCUCAUCAGGUGGGGGAGACUAUAGGUAUCUCGGAGGAAAUCAUGGGCCUGACUAUCCUGGCGGCCGGGACGUCGAUCCCUGACCUGAUCACCAGUGUGAUCGUGGCCCGGAAAGGUCUGGGGGACAUGGCCGUGUCCAGCUCGGUGGGCAGUAAUAUCUUCGACAUCACUGUAGGUCUGCCCGUCCCGUGGCUCAUAUACACCCUGUUACACAAUGGCGAGCCUGUAACCGUCAGUUCCAACGGCCUGUUCUGCGCCAUCGUGCUGCUCUUCCUCAUGCUCCUCUUCGUCAUCAUCUCCAUCGCCAUCUGUCGCUGGAAGAUGAGCCGAAGGUUGGGCCUCACCAUGUUCGCACUGUACUUUGUGUUCCUCGUGCUCAGCGUCAUGCUGGAGGAUCGCAUCCUCGUCUGCCCCGUUUCAAUCUGAGCUGACAGGCAGAGAGAAUGAUCGCCUCGCAUGACUUGGGUACGUCCAGACAGGAUCAAUACCGUUACGGUGGAUGUGUUAGAUCGGAGAACCAAACCUGAUGUCAAAAGGCUGACCUGGCGCACAGUAGACACAUGGUAGUAAAACAACCUAACUAGCAGUGCUGUCAAAGGAACAGUCCACCUCUUACAUUAUUAAUCUGUAAUCUUUAACAUUUUCUAGACGCUACUCUGCCCAAAAUUAGUGUUGUGUUCAUUUGCUUUUUUCCUGCUAAAAAUCCCGCAAUGCAAUGUCCAGCUUUUUAUAGAUCAUUGUGCAACCUGUCAGUGAUGACACAGUGAAAUACUGCUCUUAUAUAAUAUACUAUAUGUUAAUAUAGUAAAAUACUGAGUGUAGCAACACACUCCAGCAUUGGGACACGCAUCUAAACACACGCACCUUUCUCUGUAAGCCCACAAAUCAACUAGGAUAUACUACUGGUAUAUUCUACAGCACUGACAAACGCUCCAGAAAAGAGUUUUCUGCUGACCUUUAGUGGUUUAACUUAACUUCUACAACUCCUUUCCGUCGUACGUUUUAGACGUCGGAGUCUCACUUAAUUGAAACUUGUACCUACAGAGGAUUUUCCUAAACUUGUGGGUGUAGAAAUGUACAAAGCCCGGGAGGUGAAUUUUUAUAAAGUGCACGUAGGCUUUUAUUAAGUCACACACGCACGCGCUUUACUAGUUCUGGUAAACGGACCAAUUCAGUGGAUUUUAAUGUGUUUAUUUGUGUUGUUACGGUACCGGGGCUUGGAGCAACCAAAAAGAACAAAAGACUUGCAAGCACUCAUAUCUCAAAAAACAAAAACUUUUGUUGAGAACCGCAAUGGAUUUCUGCUCAAAAAGUUCCUGAUUAUGACCAUAAGUGGUUUAACUGUGCAUUAAUACACAGGGAAAGUCGGCUGACUUGACCGCAGUUAACUGAGCACUCACAUGCAGUUGAGAAGGGGGACAGCAUCGCCGUCACCUCCUGGGGUCCCUUGAAAUGACACCUUUUGUGCAAUUCAUUUCUUCUUUUAAGGCUAUUCAACUUCGGUGCAAAAUGCACACAAUAAAACUGUACUAGAAAUGUAACAAGCACAGAACAUCACCACUUACCAUUUUAGGAAUUUUCCUUUUAAUAUUUUGACCAUAAUGCUUAGGGUUCAUCCCUGAGGGGACUUUAAUGAAUAAAUUAAUUAAAUGCAUUACAGCAGUAAGGGUUUCAGAUUUAUUGUGCAGCACUUCAAAACUACUGGAUGCAACUUCAGUUUCGUAUGUUCAGUAUUAUCUCUAAAACUCUGUUCUGUAUUCAACCAAACUAUAGUGUUUGUUCAGUGUAGAACAAUUUUUGUGUGAACAAAUAUUUCAUUUUGUCAACAUAACUGUGGUGGAGAAAACCAGUGAUUGUGUGUCUGUGUGUCAGACUGUCUUAGCUGUGAGAAAAUAAAACCUGAGGAGUCA
Molecule: messenger RNA, 7406 nt
Organism: Anarrhichthys ocellatus (wolf-eel)
Lineage: Eukaryota; Metazoa; Chordata; Actinopteri; Perciformes; Anarhichadidae
Product: sodium/potassium/calcium exchanger 1-like
Exons: 12
Coding region: 3673-5922 (749 amino acids)
Biological process (GO): calcium ion transmembrane transport; intracellular calcium ion homeostasis; long-term synaptic depression
Cellular component (GO): plasma membrane
Molecular function (GO): calcium, potassium:sodium antiporter activity; calcium channel activity
Source: RefSeq, a predicted model, not a curated record